UGGUGGGCAUUCUGGGUAAUUUGCUGUUUAUAUUCUGUGGGUGAGGUACCCGUGGCGAAGUUCGCUCCUCUUCUGUGGGAGACUAUGGCUCUGGAGACGGUGCCGAAAGACCUGCGGCACCUGCGGGCUUGUUUGCUGUGUUCGCUGGUCAAGACUAUAGACCAGUUUGAAUAUGACGGUUGUGACAAUUGUGAUGCAUACCUUCAAAUGAAGGGUAACCGAGAGAUGGUAUAUGACUGCACCAGCUCUUCCUUUGAUGGAAUUAUUGCAAUGAUGAGUCCAGAGGACAGCUGGGUUUCCAAGUGGCAGCGAGUCAGUAACUUUAAGCCCGGUGUGUAUGCGGUAUCAGUCACUGGUCGCCUUCCCCAAGGAAUCGUGCGAGAGCUGAAAAGUCGAGGAGUGGCCUACAAAUCCAGAGACACAGCUAUAAAGACCUAGCAGGACGCGUGGCUGCCAGUGUCUUUGCCACCACCUCUUACCUCUGCUUAUUUAUUGUUGUGAAACCAAAUGGACAGAACUCAUCCUCCAGUUCUGAAACUCAGCAGAAUGUUGAGUGAACAGCACAGCGUGUCCCUGGGCCAUUUUACUUUCUUUGGACUAUUGGUGGGGUGGGAGUGGUUUGAGUUGGAUUAAUAGAGUCUGAAUUGAGUGGGGACUAGGAUGCUGGUUUUCCUACCCACAGCCCCAUUUCCCAUGGGCAGGACUUGGGUGUCAAAUGCCAGUAAACAUAUCCCCUGACAUAUUUUGCUGUCUCUUUUUUAGCUGGUCAUAGUAAGAACUCGCUCUAUAAGCACCUUCCCAGAGGCCCUUCUACUCCCUGUUACCUGUCUCUGUGUGCUCCCUUGGGUCUCAUUGGAAAGUCUGCUUUUCUGACGACUCUAGGCAAUCUUAUCAUCCUGGUAGUCCUGAUGUCCAGCAGUUGCCACCUUCUGUCCUCUAGACCAGGCACGGUGGAUUUCUCUUGAAAUCCUGAGACUUCUUAAUAUUCUUUUCCCCUUGCCCAUGUUUAAUACUUUUAUUUUUUCCUUCCUUGUCUUUUCUUUUUACUGCUCUUCCUGUACCUUAGGCCAGCCAGUGGCACUUAAGACUUCUCCCUCCCCCAGUUACCCACAUUCCACCUCAUUCCCCUAACUGGAGACCCUCAAGUGGCUGCUGGGUCUUGGUCGGCUAGUUUGUGCCACCAUAGGUAGUGGGUCUCUCUUUUUCUGGCCUAGCAGGGGGCCCUAAAUGAUGUCAUAUUACUGGCCAAGGUAAGUUAUCGGUUUUGGAAUUAAAAAUUUACUAUAAAUUCUCAGUUUUUUAAUUUCCACACGCACAAAAAUCCUCUUAGUAUUCCCAUUUUGAUUUCUUUGUUUCUUGUUCUCUGUAAAACAAGAAUGAUUAUACUCUGCUCUAUGCCUUAGGAUUGUUAUAAAAAUGAAGCAAUGUGAAAAUUCCCAUAACAAUUUUUAUAAAAGGUAAAAUUCA
Molecule: messenger RNA, 1467 nt
Organism: Pteropus alecto (black flying fox)
Lineage: Eukaryota; Metazoa; Chordata; Mammalia; Chiroptera; Pteropodidae
Gene: SUPT4H1
Product: SPT4 homolog, DSIF elongation factor subunit
Exons: 5
Coding region: 85-438 (117 amino acids)
Biological process (GO): chromatin organization; regulation of transcription elongation by RNA polymerase II; mRNA processing
Cellular component (GO): nucleus; DSIF complex
Molecular function (GO): zinc ion binding; RNA polymerase II complex binding
Source: RefSeq, a predicted model, not a curated record